Messenger RNA from Morus notabilis, 1155 nucleotides. RefSeq names its product GDSL esterase/lipase At3g26430. Lineage: Eukaryota; Viridiplantae; Streptophyta; Magnoliopsida; Rosales; Moraceae. The transcript is spliced from 5 exons. Bases 1 to 1149 code for a protein of 382 amino acids. Gene Ontology annotation, molecular function: hydrolase activity, acting on ester bonds. The record is from RefSeq and is a predicted model, not a curated record.
AUGGAGCUUCACUACUUAGGAAGUGUUCUCUUCAGCCUGCUAAUGUGUAUGACAUUAGUUCGGAGUGAGGCCGGCGUUUCCAAGAGCUCGUGUCGUUUUCCGGCGAUCUUCAACUUUGGAGACUCAAAUUCAGAUACAGGAGGGCUAUCAGCAGCAUUUGGACAAGCACCUUCGCCCAAUGGAGAGACAUAUUUCCACACCCCAUCCGGUCGCUUUUCCGAUGGCCGUCUAGUCAUUGAUUUCAUAGCUGAAAGCUUAGGAUUGCCAUAUCUCAGCGCUUUUCUGGACUCGCUCGGCUCAAACUUCAGCCACGGGGCAAAUUUUGCCACCGCAGGAUCAACCAUCAGACCUCAAAACACAACCAUAUCACAGAGUGGAUACAGUCCAAUUUCUUUAGAUGUACAAUUUGUUCAAUUCUCAGAUUUCCAAAGAAGAUCACAAAAAAUUCGCAAACAAGGAGGAUUAUUUGGGACAUUUUUGCCAAAGGAGGAGGAUUUUUCUCGAGCACUUUACACUUUUGAUAUUGGCCAAAAUGAUCUCACAGCUGGUUACAAGCUCAACCUGUCCACAGAACAAGUUAAGGCUUAUGUUCCUGACGUGCUUAGCCAGUUUACUAAUGUUAUGAAGGGUGUUUACGGUCAAGGAGGAAGAUCAUUUUGGGUACACAAUACAGGCCCAGUAGGUUGCCUUCCUUAUAUUUUGGACCGCUACCUCAUAACGGCAGCCCAAGUUGAUAAACAUGGAUGUGCUAACCCAUUCAAUGAUGUGGCCCAAUACUUCAACAGAAGGUUAAAGGAAGCCGUGGCCCAACUCAGGAAGGAACUUCCAUUGGCUGCAAUCACCUACGUGGACGUCUACUCAGUGAAGUACACCCUCAUCAGCCAAGCCAAGAAAUAUGGAUUUGAGGACCCACUUGUAGCAUGUUGUGGACACGGUGGAAAGUAUAACUACAAUCGCUAUAUCAAGUGUGGAAGCAAGAAAAAAGUCAACGGUAGAGAGAUCAUAAUCGCAAAAUCGUGUGGCAAUCCGACGGUGAAGAUUAAUUGGGAUGGCGUCCAUUUCACCGAGGCUGCUAACAAAUGGAUAUUCGAUUCUAUUGCUAAUGGGUCAUUUUCGGACCCACCAAACCCAUUGAAAAUGUCUUGUUAGGCAACA